This is a messenger RNA of Cladophialophora immunda, 2264 nucleotides long. RefSeq lists its product as uncharacterized. The record is from RefSeq and is a predicted model, not a curated record. Gene Ontology annotation, cellular component: signal recognition particle, endoplasmic reticulum targeting. Gene Ontology annotation, molecular function: ribosome binding; protein binding; 7S RNA binding. The coding region runs from base 207 to 2165 and encodes 652 amino acids. The transcript has a single exon. Lineage: Eukaryota; Fungi; Ascomycota; Eurotiomycetes; Chaetothyriales; Herpotrichiellaceae. Gene Ontology annotation, biological process: SRP-dependent cotranslational protein targeting to membrane.
GGAAAAUUCGGUUGCAUUUUACACCCUUCAGUGCAAUACUGUCAAUCUGCCCCACGACAAAGUCCAUUUGCUCAAUAUCAGCAGAUACGACUGACUUCCCGCGAACGGAGGACGUAUGUUCUUCUGUUUAACCAGCCGUUCCCUUCUUGAUCACCGCGAGAUAUGCGACAGUAACUUGGUCACACCAGUCCUCAUUCACCGGCGGCAUGUCCGCCUCACUUCCCUCCACUCUGUCCUCCCUCCUCAAAAAAGCGAGCCUCGAAGACCACGAACAGAUUCUCUCGGAAUGCAAUAAAGCGCUGAAGUCCUCAAAGGGCUCCGACUCAGAAACCCAACAUGUCAAAUUUGUCGCCCUCCUUAAACUCGAUCGUUAUGAGGAUGCCGUGAAACUCAUUGAAGAAACUGCUGGGUUGAAGAAGCAGGUUGAGCUGGAAUAUGCCUAUGCAUUGUACAAGACUGGCCGCUUAAAAGAGGCCGCAGAGUUGGCGGCUACGAUAAAGGGGAGAGGGGCACAGCACAUCGAGGCACAAGCCCGAUAUCGUCUUGAAGACACGAGCAUUCCGUCGGAACUAUACAAGCAGCUACGAAGUCACCAAGUCGAUUCGGAGCAAUAUGAUCUAAAGGUGAAUCAGGGCGCUAUCGAUGCACAGGCGCAAUGGCUUGGUCUUGUUGACCCUCAGUCAAUACGAAAAGUCGGGAGAGAAGAUCUUGAGGCCUUUGAAACCGCGUAUAACGCCGCUUGUGGCAGCAUUGCGAGAGGAGAAUAUGCUCAAGCCGAAGUUCUCCUCAAGCGGGCAAAGGAACUCUGCAAGCACUCGGACGAUCUGACAGACCAGCAAAAAGCCGACGAGCUCCUCCCUAUUUCCGUUCAGCAAUUGUUUGUGCUAUCAUCUUUGGGCAAAAAAGCAGAAGCAGAGAAGCUAGCCGGUGAAAUCAACGCGGCGGACGCCUCUGACCUUUCGACCCGUAAGAUCGGUCAGAACAAUGUUCUAUUAACCUCAUCUGUUCUCAACCCGUUUCUCGCUCACAAGGCUUUCCACGCAACUCCCAGAAUUCCCCCGAAUGACAAACUUUUCUCGUACCAAAGCCUCCCUCUGGAAUCCAACAGAAUCACCAUCGAUCUGCAGACUUUCAAAUUUGAUGGCGCUGUGUCGUACACGUCGAAAACGAUCAAAGAAGGCUCUCCACCCUCGCUCUCGCCGGAUGUCUUGCUUGCAUCCUUUUUCAACGCGGCUGCUUAUGCCAAGAACGAAACAGGCAAAGCUGCCAUCAGAAAGAUAUUGCCGGUGCUUGAGAAACGGCCAAAAGACGUUGGGCUAAUAAUCACCCUGGUUCAACUGUACGUGAUGACUGGAGACACUACAUCCGCAGUCGAAUUGGUCGAGUCGUUGCUCAAGGGACUGGAGAACUCUGUCGUCGAGGGCGAGCAAGACAUCAGAUUCAACCCGAUGCUUGUGAGUCUUAUGAUCAGUUUGUAUAGGAAACGUGGUCAGAAAGACGAUGUCAAGCAGGAACUUGCCAGAGCUGCAUCGUAUUGGCGGACCAAAUCGAAUGCACCAACGAGUCUGCUCACCGCUGCAGGGGUAUCGUUAUUGGAGUCCCAGAGCGAAGAGGAUGCGAAAAUAGCAGCCGACAUCUUCACAAAGCUUCGCGAGCAACAACCAAACGACAAGGCUACAAUUGCCGGUUACGUGGCGUCACAUGCCUGGGAUGACGAGGCUGUGGUUGGGGCGGAUGCCGAUAAGCUGACUGCCACGUCUGAGCUCAUUCGCAAUAUUGACAUCGACCUGUUAGAGAACACAGGCAUUCCACAGUCGUCGAAUGCUCUCACAAUAGCACAACUGGGCCGGACAAGAAAACGGGGCGCUCCGGAGGGUGGCAAUCUCAAACCUAAACGGAUUCGCAAAUCGAGAUUGCCGAAGGACUAUGAUGAAAGCAAGAAGCCGGAUCCCGAGCGGUGGCUUCCCAUGAGAGAUAGAAGCUACUAUCGACCUCCAAAGGGAAAAAAGAAAGGCAAGCGAGGUGGCGGUGGUGGUGACGACCGAACGCAGGGUGGUGCAGUGGAUGAAUCCUUGAAUGUCGAUGCGAAGCCUAGCGCCGCCGCAGUGGUCACAGCCUCCACGGGGAGUUCGAACAAGAAGAAGAAGGGGAAGGGGAAGAAGUAAAGGACCCAUGGACUCUCAAUGUGCAUACACAGUAGUUGUCCACAGCAGUGCAGUGAACAAGAAUACAUUUUCUCGCCGUCCAUCUCGAGGAGCUUGGUG